AUGGCCUUCGACCCAAAACUCGACAAGAAAACACUGGCCAGCCUCAAAUGCAUGCGGGACGUCAGUCGUGCAUACGUCUAUGAUCUGCGCCACUACACUGCGGAGACACGAUGGGGACCCUUCAAUUCUGACGGCUCUGUCAACUGGACUCAUGUCGAACAUCUAAUAAACGUCGUGGCAUUAAACGUCCAGGAGCUGCCAGGAAGCUGGGCUCUCACCCGACCACCUUCAUGCGUCGACCCGCCCAGGAUAUCCUGCGCCCUCGCUAGGAGACAGAUAUCCUCAACUGAUUGGGCCGGGGUUGAGGGAACUUGGCGACGAUACGUCUGUUUCAUGGAUUAUCGAGACCUCUUCGCUUUCAACUUUACUGACCUAGCGGAUGGUCCAAGGCAGCCCAAGUUCUUCAAAGACCCAAGAUUCCGUGAAGCAACCCGUCUGAUCGAGGUCAAGAUCCAUCUCGUCCCUACCACCGAAAUACGUUUUAUCCGCUCAUCGGACUUACGUCCUGACGAACACGAUCAUUACCCUCCUUUAUGCUUCAUUGGCUCGUCCAAAGGUGUCAAUGGCAAUGAAGCACAGGUCGAGGGAUAUGUUAGGAUGGGCAAGGACGGCAUAGCAAGAUGGUACCUGCAGACAUCAAUAUACGAUGAUCACCCGCAAUGGAGCUCGAGCGGCGUCCAGAUUGGUGGACUUGGAAGCGCGAUGGGAGUCGUUGGUGUUUGGACCACUACCCACCACGAUCAAGAUGACCCAGUUGGACCCUUUUGGCUAUGGAAGGUUGAGGAUAACUCUCCCACUCACCUUAUGGAGUAUACCUGA
Messenger RNA from Cyclocybe aegerita, 819 nucleotides. Lineage: Eukaryota; Fungi; Basidiomycota; Agaricomycetes; Agaricales; Hemipholiotaceae. The record is from the annotation of a GenBank genome assembly.